GACUUCCGGUUUAUUUCCGGAUUAUAACGAAGUAUAAUAACAACGAUAAAUUUGGACUAAUUAUCGUCCCAGGAGGCAACAGGACGACACGCAUAAUAAUUUAACACUUGAUGAAGUGUGGGUUUAAAGGACCAUGCCGGCGUUUUAAAUAAAGUACAGUGUAAAAUACAUACCCGGGAUUGUGAUAAAACUUAUAAUAAGCGUUACAUACCGUUCUAAGUGAAUACAGCGGUUAAAUGGGAGUUAAAACCUGAAACUGCAGAUCUUGAGAUUUCACCUUAUAUAGACCUUUAAGGCACGACUUCUUUCGGAAUUAUAACAUGGAGUUGGAACUCAAGGCCUUUGCUGACACUGACCCAGGAAAUUGCAUAGAAUGUUUGCAUUUCGUCACAGCCAAUUCCAUCGAUGAUGUUGAAAUAGGAGACCACAUUAUAUUUUGUGGGAAAAUAUACAAUCAUCACGGUAUUGUCACUGAGAAAGUGAGAGAUACAAAUGAAAUAACUGUGGCUGAAGCCACAAACACAGUAUUUGGAUUAAUUUUUGGAAUGCUCUAUGGGAAGGGAAAGGCGGUUUUAAAAGAAUCAAAAAAGAAAAUAGACUUUACAAAAAUGAAAAUACAAACUGUUGUUUACAGAUACCCUGUUUAUGCAAAAAUGACCAUAGCAACCAGAGCCAAAGAUUUCUGUGAAGUAGGGGAUAAGGAAGGCAGCUUUAGGUACAGUUUAUUUAACAAUAAUUGUGAGCAUUUUGCAACAAAAUGUGUCACAGGAACGCCAUUUAGUUUUCAAAUAGGAAAAGUAAUAACAGUUGCUCGUGCAUACAUGAAACAAGGUUUUCGGGGGAUAACCGAUGAAAGAAAUCGCAAUGAAUUUCUCUUUGAGUCGAAUCAUUUAUGUCGUCGUUGUCACCUCAACAAUGCGUUCGUGCUCUGUGUCAAUGUUCGGCCAGUUUUGCGUACAGAAGACGUCCAAAUAGGCGACAUAAUCAGAUUUUCAUACUUGUUUCUUCCUCACGAUGGCGUUGUGCUAAAUACCGAAGUUGAAGGUAGGGGAAUCAAAUGUAAUGUUGCACAUUACGCUUGGCCAGCCAUUUGGAAACACAGAAAAAUAAUUGAAGAAACCAUUACGAUUCCACUUGACGGCAGAGUUUUUGUUUUUCAAUACGUUCCACGAAAGUAUAAAGAUUACGCAGCAGACGAUGUAGUGCCACCGAGGUAUGACGUUUACGCAGCAGACGAUGUAGUGAAAAGAGCAAGAUCGCGAAUAGGCGAGGAGAAGUUUGUUUCGUUUUCCAACGACUCGAGUCACUUUUCACGCUGGUGUAAGUUGCGACAAGAAAAAGGUGCAGAGGGACACUUCCAUGGAUCAGCUUGCCUUAUCCUAGAGUACAAUCGUAAUCAUCACUGUGAGAAAGCAAGAAUUGUGACGUCACCGCAAAUGUGUACGACCACGGUCUUGACACAAAAAAAGAUGGAGAGACGACAACCUCAGGUCUGCAGAUAUUGUGGCAAGGUCCUUUCGAACAUUUCAACACUGCUGCAGCACGAAACAACACAUAUAUUAUUUGAAAACUUUUUGUAUUUUCUAACAAUAUUUUGUUUUUGA
Messenger RNA from Mya arenaria, 1604 nucleotides. RefSeq lists its product as uncharacterized. The record is from RefSeq and is a predicted model, not a curated record. The coding region runs from base 321 to 1604 and encodes 427 amino acids. The transcript has 5 exons. NCBI's taxonomy places the organism in Eukaryota, Metazoa, Mollusca, Bivalvia, Myida, Myidae.